Molecule: messenger RNA, 1371 nt
Organism: Drosophila gunungcola (fruit fly)
Lineage: Eukaryota; Metazoa; Arthropoda; Insecta; Diptera; Drosophilidae
Exons: 2
Coding region: 1-1371 (456 amino acids)
Source: RefSeq, a predicted model, not a curated record
AUGGGUUGGUUCCAGCCAGAGGUGAAGGUCGAGCAUCAUGGGUUUUGUGAUGCGUCGCAGAAGGCAUAUGGGGCCGCAAUAUACUUGCGGGUUGAAGUAGGACAUAAUAUUAUGACACAUCUGCUUACCGCCAAGACCCGAGUCGUACCCGUUAAAACGGUGUCCCUUCCACGGCUCGAACUGUGUGGGGCCUUGCUGUUGUCAGAAAUGAUCGCAGCUAUCCUUCCGAAUAUGCCAAUUUCCAAUUCCGACAUUUUCUGCUGGACUGAUUCCACCAUCGUCCUCGCAUGGUUGAACAAACCGGCAUUCCAAUGGGCCACGUUUGUAGCCAACCGAGUGACCAAGAUUAUUCAGGUGACGAGCGCUGAGCAUUGGGCGCAUGUGCGAUCUGAGCACAAUUCCGCGGACCUAGCCAGCCGAGGAGUUUCGCUGCAGGAUCUGGUUCAUAGCCAACUCUGGUGGAAAGGACCGGACUGGUUACAACAGCCAAAAGGCCAGUGGCCAACACAGGGGCUUGCGACUCCAGUUACAGACUUAGAGCAGCGUGCUGUGAAGGUCAAUUUCGCAAAGGCCCUAUCCGACGAUUUUCUGGAACGAUUCUCCAAAUUGGACAAGGCUCUGCGGGUCCUUGCGUACGUGCUACGGUUCACUCAACGCUGCCGCAAGAUGCCGAGGGGCCCAGCUGACCGGCCUACAAAGGAGGAGGUCCGAGAAGCUGAAAGAGCCCUUAUUCUAUAUGCUCAACGUGAGGAAUAUACCCAAGAGCUUAAAUUCCUAAACGAUAAGUGUCCAAUUCCAGUGUCCAGCCCGAUAGCCAACCUGUUUCCAUUCCUAGACCAGCACGUCCUGUUAAGAGCAUGUGGUCGCAUUACUGCCUCAACAGCACUUCAGUAUGACGAGCGCCAUCCUAUUAUACUGCCAUAUAACUGUAGGCUUUCUCGUCUGCUCGUCCUUUUUUCACACCAGAUUUCCCUGCAUGGCGGCAACCAACUAGUGGUACGCCUCAUUCGAUCGAAGUAUUGGAUUCCUAAACCCAAGAAUCUGGUAAAAGCUGUGCUAAACUCCUGUAAGGCCCUGCAUCAGCAGUUCAGUGCGCGAUGGAAAGAGGAAUAUUUAAAGGAACUGCACAAGCGCAAUAAGUGGCAGAAUCCGUCCAAAGAUAUACAUGCUGAUGAUAUGGUGGUCGUCAAAGAAGACAAUAUGCCAUCAAACGACUGGCGGCUCGGCAGAGUUGUAUCUGUCUUUCCAGGGGCCGAUAGUAGAGUUCGCGUAGUAGAAAUCCGUACGGCUCGAGGAAUUAUUAAACGUCCCGUCCAUAAGCUAGUACUUCUUCCUAUGGAGGCCAAGGCAGCCUCAGUACUUCCAAAAUAG